AUGAUGGGAAGACAAAUGAAUUGCUUUUCUAUAACGAUUUAUAUACUACUGAAUAUUCUGAAUAAUUACAAAUGCACAGGCAUCGACUGCUACGAGUGCGACUACUGCCCAACAGUUAACAAUUCCACACCUAUUAAAAGUGGCUGCAACGAAUGCGUGACUGCUGGAGCAAACAAUCAAGUAUCUAGAACAUGCUUGAACAGAUCGUCAGGGGCGCGUGCGAAUUUUCCAUCACUAAAUUGGGCAAAAUGUUACGGAAAUCGGUGUAAUAAGAGGAAUUCGACAUUAGUAAUAGAGAAUCCAAUCAGCUGUUAUAUUUGUAGAGUUUGCUCACAUAAUAAAGAAAGAAUUGACAAUAUGUGCGGUGCAUGUGCAAUUCGUGAUGAGCCUGGAAGUGAGAGUAAAUUCUGCCUUGAAAGCUGUGAUGAAGCACCAGCUGCCAAAGGAUACUCUUGCUGUACAACAGAUCUAUGCAAUGGAGGGAAAAAAUUGAACACUCCCAUAAGCUGUCAUGUUUGCAAAGAUUGCUCACCUACAAAGGAAAGAGUUGAAACUGAGUGCGGUGCAUGUGCAACUCGUAAUGAAUCCGGAUCUAUCAGUAAAUAUUGCCUUAAAAGCUGUGAUGAAGCACCAGCUGACAAGGGAUACUCUUGCUGUACAACAGAUCUAUGCAAUGCAGAGAAAAAAUUGAACACUCCCAUAAGCUGUCAUGUUUGCAAAGAUUGCUCACCUACAAACGAAAGAGUUGAAACUGUGUGCGGUGCAUGUGCAACUCGUAAUGAAUCCGGAACUAUCAGUAAAUAUUGCCUUGAAAGCUGUGAUGAAGCACCAGUUGCCAAGGGAUACUCUUGCUGUACAACAGAUCUAUGCAAUGGAGAGAAAAAAUUGAACACUCCCAUAAGCUGUCAUGUUUGCAAAGAUUGCUCACCUACAAACGAAAGAGUUGAAACUGUGUGCGGUGCAUGUGCAACUCAUACUGCAUUCGGAUCUAUUAAUAAAUUUUGUCUUCACAGCUGUGAUUUAAUACCAGCUCUCAAGGGAUUCUCUUGCUGUACAACAGAUCUAUGCAAUGGUGAGAUAAAAUUGAAUAUUCACAUAGGCCUUAUGAUAUUUCUGCUGAGUGUUACACAUUUCAGCAUCAGAGCAUUAUAAAAUGAUUUAAAUGAAGCAGAAUAUCCUAAAUGUCUUUUACAAGAAAAUGAAAGUACUUUCAACAGUGAAAUUUUCUUAAGCCAUUCAUACUUCGCUUUAAUAUUGAAAUCACUGCACUGUACCGCUAACAUUUAUUCACAUACCUAUAUUAGAAGAAUAUUUUAGUGGUUCUGUCAAAACAAUAUGUACUGUAUAAACUGACAUGUAACCAGUGUAUGAUUUCAACUCUAAAUGCAUUCGAACAGUUAUAAAGACGUAAAUUGUUUCACUCGC
Trichobilharzia szidati is the source of this 1425-nucleotide messenger RNA. The record is from the annotation of a GenBank genome assembly. NCBI's taxonomy places the organism in Eukaryota, Metazoa, Platyhelminthes, Trematoda, Strigeidida, Schistosomatidae.